Alosa alosa (allis shad) is the source of this 5187-nucleotide messenger RNA. It is a transcript of the gene jag2b, whose product is annotated as jagged canonical Notch ligand 2b. The transcript is spliced from 26 exons. Gene Ontology annotation, molecular function: Notch binding; calcium ion binding. The record is from RefSeq and is a predicted model, not a curated record. Gene Ontology annotation, cellular component: protein-containing complex; plasma membrane. Bases 205 to 4161 code for a protein of 1318 amino acids. Gene Ontology annotation, biological process: Notch signaling pathway; heterophilic cell-cell adhesion; multicellular organism development. NCBI's taxonomy places the organism in Eukaryota, Metazoa, Chordata, Actinopteri, Clupeiformes, Clupeidae.
GAUAACCUCAGCGUGCAGUAGCUGCGAAAGAUAUCAGUUGCUGUGGAGUGAUCUGUCGGAGGGAGUGUGUGUUGUAGCUGGACCAUCAUCGUGCUAAUACCACGCUUGUGAAUUUUGCAUGUCAGGAGCGGAGGAUCCUGUCGCCGGUCAACGGCUGUUUUCCAUUUUUGGCAUAAUAUUCCGUAUUCCUAAUUAAUCAAAGGCAUGUGGAAUUGUACAAGGAUUAGGAAUUGGCUUUUAACAGCGUGCCUGCUGUUGACGAUAUGGACGAGGGUGUCCCAGUCCUCGGGCUAUUUCGAGCUGCAGCUGAUUACCGUACAGAAUGUAAACGGUGAGUUGUUGGACGGGGAAUGCUGCGAUGGCUCUAGGAACUCUCAGGAUCUCCGUUGUAGCCGGGACGAGUGCGAUACUUACUUUACAGUCUGCUUAAAGGAGUACCAAACAGAAGUCGCGGUCACUGGCCAGUGCGCGUACGGCAAAGGAUCUACUGAAGUUCUCGGUGGAAAUAUUAUUUCUUUCAAGAAUGCUAAAAAUAAUCGAGUAAUAAACGAGUCUGGAAAGAUCACAAUACCCUUUCAGUUCGCCUGGCCGAGAUCCUACACCCUCAUUCUGGAAGCCUGGGACUGGGAUAACACCACCCAAAAUGCAAACGGGCCUCAGGCGGACUCGCUGGUUGAGCGGAGCAUCCGCACGGGCGUGCUGAACCCGGGCGAAGGCUGGGAGACGGUCCUGUACCCAGGCCCCACAGCGCAGAUGGAGUAUCGCGUCCGCGUGCGCUGCGAUGAGAACUACUACGGCAGCAAGUGUAACAAGCAGUGCCGCCCGCGCGACGACUACUUCGGACACUUCCGCUGCGAGCCCUCGGGCAACCGCGUCUGUCUAGACGGAUGGAUGGGACCCGACUGCAAGACAGCUAUCUGCAAGCAAGGCUGUAACCUGCUACAGGGAGGAUGCACUGGGGAGCCAGGAGAGUGUCGGUGUAAGUACGGCUGGCAGGGGGAGUUCUGUGACGAGUGUCUGCCCUACCCUGGCUGCCAGCAUGGCACCUGCACCCGACCCUGGCAGUGCAACUGUGAGAAGAACUGGGGAGGUCUGCUGUGUAACAAAAAUCUGAACUACUGUGGCACCCACCAUCCGUGUGUGAACGGCGGCACCUGCAUGAACACUGAGCCGGACGAGUACAGCUGUGCCUGUCCAGAGGGCUACUCUGGCAAGAACUGCGAGAUCGCGGAGCAUGCGUGUGUGUCCAACCCCUGUGCCAAUGGUGGCACCUGUCAUGAGGUGCCCUCGGGCUUUGAGUGCCACUGCCCAGCGGGAUGGGAAGGACCCACCUGCGCCAAAGAUAUGGACGAGUGUGCAUCCAGUCCCUGUGCCGAGGGUGGCACCUGCAUUGAUCUGGAAGAUGGCUUUGAGUGCCUGUGCCCACUGCAGUGGAUGGGCAAGACCUGCCAGAUUGAUGCAAAUGAGUGUUUGGGGAAGCCUUGCGUAAAUGCUAAAUCUUGCAAAAACCUAAUAGGCGGAUAUCACUGUGACUGCUAUAAAGGAUGGGCCGGACAGAACUGUGACAUCAAUCUGAAUGGGUGCAGUGGGCAGUGUCAGAAUGGAGGAGUCUGUAAGGAGGUGGUGCGAGGCGGUUACUUGUGCCAGUGCCCGGUCGGCUUUGUGGGCACCCACUGUGAGAUCCAGCGGAACAAGUGUGCCAGCGGGCCGUGUCAGAACGGCGGCCGCUGCCACGUGCUGCUGGACAGCUUCGUCUGCGAGUGCCCACUAGAGUUCAGCGGCACCGUGUGCGAGCUGCCCAACCAGUUGCCAUCGAACCCCUGCGAGUCCAACCCGUGCCGGAACGAGGCGUCGUGCCACAGCAUGCUGGGAGAUUUCUACUGCGCCUGCCCGGAGGACUACGAGGGCAAGACGUGCGCUGACCGAAAGGACCACUGCAGGACCACUCCAUGCCAAGUGAUUGACAGCUGCACGAUCGCUGUGGCAGCGAACAGCUCGGACGAGGGCGUUCGGUACAUCUCCUCGAACGUGUGUGGCCCCCGCGGUCAGUGUCACAGUCAGCCAGGAGGAAACUUCACCUGCACCUGUGACAAGGGCUUCACCGGGACCUACUGCCAUGAGAAUAUCAACGACUGUGUGGCCAGUCCCUGUAGGAAUGGAGGCACCUGUAUCGACGGGGUCAACGCCUUCCAGUGCAUCUGCCCCGACGGAUGGGAGGGCACCCUCUGUGACAUGAACGUGAACGAGUGCAGCAGAAACCCGUGUAAGAACGGGGGCCGCUGUGUGGACCUGCUCAACGACUUCUACUGCGACUGCAAAGACAACUGGAAGGGCAAGACCUGCCACUCACGUGAAAGUCAGUGCGACGCAAACACUUGCAGUAACGGGGGAACAUGCUACGACAACGGGGAUGCGUUCCGCUGUGCCUGCCCCCCUGGGUGGGGUGGCAGCACAUGCAACACGGCUAAGAACAGCACGUGUGCCUCCAACCCCUGUGCCAACGGAGCUACCUGUGUGGGCGGCGUCGACUCUUUCACCUGCAUCUGCAAGGACGGCUGGGAAGGACCCACCUGUGCCCAAAAUAUCAAUGACUGCAACCCCCACCCCUGUUAUAACGGCGGCAUCUGUGUGGACGGAGUCAACUGGUUCCGCUGUGAGUGCGCUCCUGGAUUUGCUGGACCGGACUGUCGCAUCAACAUCGACGAGUGCCAGUCGUCGCCCUGUGCGUACGGCUCCACCUGCGUAGACGAGAUCAACGGCUUCCGCUGCAUCUGUCCCCUGGGUCGAUCUGGCGCCCGCUGUCAGGAGUUCAUUGGAAUCGGGAAAACAUGCCACUACGGCGGCCUGCAGUUCCCUCACGGGAGUCGCUGGGAGGAGGAGUGCAACAGCUGCCAGUGUAUCAACGGCAAGGUGGACUGCACCAAGGUGGUGUGUGGACGACGGCCGUGCCUGUUGCCUGGGGUGAGGCUGGACCAGCAGCAGCAUCUCCGGGACAACCAGAUGGAGCAGCAUCAGCACCAGCAGCCGCAGCACGCGUGCCCGAGGGGACGAGGCUGCCUUGAGCACAGCUUCCUGACCUGCUUCUCACCGCCAUGCCACCACUGGGGCGUGUGCUCGUCCCCCCAGCCGCAGGUCGACGUCCACACCAAGUGUGAGCCCAACACGGGCUACCUGGACAACAGCUGUGCCCGCAUUACGCUCAUCUUCAACCGCGAGAAGGUGCCUCCGGGUACAACAGUAGAGAACAUCUGUUCGGAGCUCAGAUACCUUCCAGCCACACGGAACCUGGCCAAAGAGCAUGCCUUACUGGUGCUUUGUGACCUGUCGUAUACUAACCAGGAUGCCGUUGAGGUGGCAAUAUCGUUCCAGCAGGAAGAGCAGCCGGACCACAGUCGUGUCCAGGAGGCGGCUAGUGGCAUCGUCAGCGCACUGUCCAAGCGCCACAACAGCACGGUCAUGCUCGCCAUCAUCGAGGUGAAGGUGGAGACCCAGAUCAUGCCCCAGUCAGUCGACUACCUGGUACCACUACUGUGUGUGCUGUUCUGUGGCCUGUGGGUGGUAUGCAUGGUGGUGUGCGUGUGGUGGAUGCGCAAGCGCCGAAAAGAGCGUGAGAGGCGCCGACGCCACUCCCCCGACGACAACAUCAAUAACCAGUGGGAGCCCCUGCGACCGGUGACCGCCGGUCAGGGACUGGGCUUGGGCGUCGGCGCAGGGCCCAAGGAUAGCAACCUGGACGCGCAGUACGAGCGCGCCAAGCUCAUGGGCACGCCCGAGCGGAUGUGCGACGGGCGCGAGGACGAGGAGGAGGCCGAGGACGACCUGGAGCUGGGGAGAGGUGGAGGAGGAGGUGGUGACGGAGACGGAGGGAUGAUUGAGGUGGAGCUGGAGCCUGCAGAGGACGGCUAUGGCAAGGAGGAUUCCUGCGGCAAGCUGCGCAUGUACUCUAAGGGGCCAGCGCAGGGCCAGGGGUUGGCCAAAGGAGAGGUGAUCUGCACCACCCGAAGCAGCAGCGGCAGCGUUGGUGGCAGUAGCUGCAACGCCGCCUCGCUCAAGACGCCUCACCGGACCACGGUGUCGGUGGCGGGGGCUCCCCACAGCCCCAAAGACAACCGCUGUAAAAACAUCAACAUGGGCCCUGACCUCAAACACCAUUGUGUAUGAGCCCUCAAUAACAACCCCCCCGCCCCUUACAGCAUCUCUACCAGUCCCUUCACCAAACCAUCCCAACAGCCUAUCCCAAACAACCAACCAACCAACUAACUCUGACAGAGAAUCUUAAGAGAGGAGGAGAGGACUCUCACCUCAUUUAAAAAAACAAAACUUUCAGUUUGAAAAGAACUUAAUUUUUUUCCUCUCUUUUCUUGGCUUGACAUUUCUUUUUUAUUUCCAGCAAAUUAGUUUUGCUGUUCAAGCUGAAUGUCGACACGGAGGACUUAUUAUUUUUUUUUUUUUAUUUAACCUUUUUUUUUUCCUUCUCCUCUCCCUUCCUUUGGCAUUCAUAUUUUUAUUUUUUGUGUACAGAUGAAGCAGAAUUGUAUUUCUUUAUAAUCAGGCAAGACAAAAGAGAGGCCUAUGUUGUUCUAUUGUUUUGGUUUUUCGGAGAGAUGUCCUGCUGUGUACAAGCGGAAAGAUAACUCAUAAUGGAGGAAGAAAAAUAUAAAUGUAUAGAUACAAAAGACAACUUUUUUUCUGUUGUUGUUUACAGACGAUUGCCCCUUGUUAAUUUUUUUUUCUCUGCCAUGGAUUAAUAGGAAGGCUAAGCAGUGGUGGGUUAGGGGGGAACUGACUGACUCUAGGACCCAGCAGAAAGCAGGUGUCCCCUUCUCCCUCCCAACCGCCCUGACUGUCCCCUGUCCGUUUGUCCAGCUCUCCUCGACGAUGCACGCCAGCCUUAUGAAAGUGCGUUGCCCUAGAGGAACGAGAGAUGAUGAAAACAAACUAAAAAAGAAUACUCCUGUGCCUACAGAGUGGCCUUGAUUUACUCACGCCCCACCCCCCUCACUCCCUUUAUUCCUUUCUGUUGUCUCGGCUGAAGAAAAAAAAAAAAGAAGAGGAUUGCAGUAUUUUUUUCUUUUGUUCUGUUUUAGUUUCUUUUUGUUUAACUUUUGGUUUGAGCUGGUAGCAAGUGCCUUUCAACAAGCCCCACCCCAAACAACCACCCUCCCACCCACCCAAAGUUAUUUGCGU